UCACUCCGAAAGAUCAAACGCCCCACCCGAAAAAGCUUUCGUAAAUCGAGAGAGAGAAAAAAAGAAUCGCGCACCGGAAAGGCGAGAGGAGGGAGGAAGGCUGCAAGCCCUAGCGCCAGGGCGAAGCAACCGGAUGUCCGGGCGCGCGCGCGCGUGGGUGCAUUGCGCGAUCCCUUCACGCUGCGGCAAGCCAGAGGCGACCGGGCCGCCGCGCGCGCGUCUUCACCUUCUUCCCGGGCGCCGAUCCAUGGCGGAGCGGCGGUGGUAGAAGGGUUUCGCGAGCGGGCGUGGAUCCGGGGGCGGGGGCGGCGGUGGCAUGGCGCUCUUCCGCAAGUUCUUCUACCGGAAGCCGCCCGAUGGCCUCCUGGAGAUCACCGAGCGCGUCUACGUAUUUGAUUCUUGCUUCACUACGGAUGUCUUUAACGAUGAUAAGUACCAAGACUACAUUGGGGACAUUGUCGCUCAACUUCAAUGCCACUUUGCUGAUGCCUCAUUUAUGGUGUUCAACUUUCGAGAGGGAGAAAGUCAAAGUUUGCUGGCAAAUAUCUUAUCGAGCUAUGAGAUGGUAGUGAUGGAUUAUCCAAGACAAUAUGAGGGAUGUCCACUUGUUACCAUUGAGAUGAUUCACCAUUUCUUGAGGUCAGGGGAGAGCUGGCUGUCUUUGAGCCAGCAGAAUGUGUUGAUAAUGCACUGUGAGCGAGGUGGCUGGGCUGUACUUGCAUUCAUGUUGGCAGGGCUACUGUUGUAUAGAAAACAGUACAUUGGUGAACAGAGGACACUGGAGAUGAUCUACAGGCAAGCACCUCGUGAGCUGAUUCAGUUGCUCUCACCACUAAAUCCUAUACCCUCUCAGAUACGAUACUUACAUUAUAUAUCUCGGAGGAAUGUGAGCGCAGUGUGGCCACCAGGUGAUCGGGCACUUACCUUGGAUUGUGUAAUACUAAGAAAUAUUCCAGGUUUCAAUGGGGAGGGUGGAUGUAGACCGAUAUUCCGUAUUUACGGAAAAGAUCCUCUACUUGCUACAAGUAACACCCCCAAGGUGCUUUUCUCAACACCAAAGAGGAGCAAAUAUGUUCGGCUUUACAAGAAGGUAGACUGCGAAUUAAUUAAAAUUGACAUUCACUGCCAUAUUCAAGGUGAUGUUGUCCUUGAAUGCAUUAGCCUUGAUGCGGAUCAACAACGGGAAGAGAUGAUAUUCAGGGUCAUGUUCAAUACAGCAUUUAUUAGAUCUAACAUUCUGAUGCUAAAUCGUGAUGAAAUUGACAUAUUAUGGGAUGCGAAAGACCGAUUCCCGAAAGAAUUCAGAGCUGAGGUUCUUUUUUCAGAAAUGGACUCUGUAAAUCAGUUAGAUUCCAUGGAGGUGGGUGGUAUAGGAGAGAAGGAGGGCCUCCCAGUCGAAGCAUUUGCAAAGGUUCAAGAGAUGUUCAGCAAUGUCGACUGGUUAGAUCCGACAGCGGAUGCUGCAGCCCUACUUUUUCAGCAGCUUACUUCAUCAGAAAACAUUCAGCUGAGAAAGGGUUUGUUGUCUCCAAAUAAGAAAGACUUCCAUCUUAGCUCAAUUUCUCCAACCAAGAAACAGUCUGACAAUGUUGAAGAUAAAUUAAGCAAUGCUGAACUCUCAACCAUCUAUGUGCACAAACAAGAAAAUAAUGACGUUCAGGGGUUGAUCCCACAGAAACAAGCCACCAUUCCUGAUGAAAAAUCAGGGUCGUCUGUCAUCCAUGAGAAGAUGAUUUCUCUAGUUCAUGAGGAGAUAACACAGGUAGUUGACAUCAAUACUGGUUGCCUAUCUUCAUUGGAUAUGACAGUUCCUUCCACCAUGAACUCUAGCAGACCAGUUCUAAUCGACCAAAAUUCUAAGCUUGAUGAUCAGUUUGGUUCACUACAGAGCUCUUCACCCACAAUGAUUAUGUCGCAGCAGUUUCCAGUUUCUAGGUCAAGUUCUGUCCUUUCCAGUGACUUUAGUCCUAGAUUACUUUCAGCCUGCCCAAGAUUUCACAGUGCACCUUCUGCCCUUGGAAUUACGGCUCUGUUGGAAGACCAUGCUGCAUUUGGAGACACUAAGAAUUCUGUCAAAGUUUCAAGUGCCGUGGUCAAAAUUCCAUCAAAACAGUCAUCACAACAGCAUCCAAUAACAGUUACUCCUGUUGUAACGAAGUGUACACCAUCACCACCACCACUGCUUCCUCCACUGGCUCCGGUGGUGCCAGUACCAUCUGAUGAUCAAAUGAUAUCCCAGGAAAAAGACAUGUCUCAACAGGCUCAAAAGCAUCCAGACCUUUCAUCAUUUCCAUCCCUAUCUCCUACUCAACAAAAACAAUCCACAUCAAAAUUAUGUCAAACUAUUCUGCCCACAAAUCAUCAACUGUCCUCAAGUAACAUUACGAAAGAGCCACUACAAAUUUCUCCUGCUCCCACUCCACCUCCAUUGCCUACUCCAUCAACUUCCAGUUCUAGUAGUUGUCAUUGUCUCCCUCCAGAUUCCAUGCUUUCCACCACAACAGCUUUGUUCAGACCUCCAGCACCGCCGCCACCACCACUUCAAUCUCCAUCCACUCCUAGAUGCUCUCCUGUUAGAACUCUUGCAUCACCUCCACCUCCUCCUGCCCCUACUUCAUCGCCUGUUAGAAUGUCAGGGCCUCCUCCCCCACCUCCUCCACCUGCACCAAACUCGUGUCCCAGUAGACCUGCACCACCUCCACCUCCACCUCCACCACUUGCUUCAACUUCAUCUCCUCCCCGACCUGCCGCACCAUCACCGUGUCAACUACAUACUUCAACUUCAUCUCCUGCACGACCAGUUCCACCACCUCCACCAACAUUAUCUACAAUUAGAUCUUCAGCGCCAACACCACCUCUACUGCCUGGAGCUACUUCUGCACCAUCCCCACCACCACCACCACCCCCCUGUAGUUCAUCAAAUCAACUGUCUGCUCCGCCACCGCCUCCUCCAAGCUUCUCAAAGAACAAUGGCAGUAUUGCGCCUCCGCCAGCACCUCCUGGUGGUAAUGCUAAAUUGCCUGGUAUGAGGGGGCGUGGACCUGCACCUCCUUCAGGUCCAAUGUCUAGGAGCCUUCAAUCUGGUCAGGCUGCAUCCAGAAGGUCCAACUUGAAGCCCCUACACUGGGUUAAAGUAACAAGAGCAAUGCAGGGAAGUCUCUGGGAGGAGUCACAGAAAACUGACGAAGCUUCAAAACCUCCAGUGUUUGACAUGUCAGAACUAGAACAUCUUUUCUCAGCUGUCCUGCCAAGUUCAGAUGGGAAGCGUUCAGAUAAGUCAGGAAGUCGUGCAUCUGGAUCAAAACCAGAAAAGAUUCACCUUAUUGACCUUCGCCGAGCUAAUAAUUGCGGAAUCAUGCUAACAAAAGUCAAAAUGCCCUUGCCUGACCUAAUGAGCGCAAUUCUUACUUUGGAUGAUACUAUCCUAGAUGCUGAUCAGGUGGAAAACCUUAUUAAGUUCACUCCAACUAAAGAGGAAGCAGAACUUCUGAAGGGUUACAAAGGAGAUAAGCAAGUACUUGGAGAAUGUGAGCAGUUCUUCAUGGAGCUUAUGAAAUUACCCCGUGUGGAUUCUAAGCUGAGAGUUUUCUUAUUUAAGAUUCAAUUCCCUUCUCAGGUUUCUGACCUUAAGAGGAGCCUGAACAUUGUCAACUCUUCCGCGGAAGAGAUAAGGGGUUCAGCUAAGCUGAAAAGGAUUAUGCAGACAAUUCUUUCACUGGGAAAUGCGUUAAACCAAGGAACUGCUAGAGGUUCUGCUGUUGGGUUCAGGUUGGAUAGCUUACUCAAACUAAGUGACACUCGUGCACGUAACAAUAAGAUGACUUUAAUGCAUUAUUUAUCCAAGGUGCUUUCUGAGAAACUUCCAGAACUUCUUGAUUUUCCUAAAGAUCUCGCUAGCUUGGAGUUGGCAGCAAAGGUACAAUUGAAGUCAUUAGCAGAGGAAAUGCAGGCCAUAAACAAAGGACUCGAAAAAGUCGAGCAAGAACUAACUACAUCAGAAAAUGAUGGCCCUGUGUCAGAGAUAUUCCGCAAGACACUGAAGGAUUUUCUAAGUGGUGCUGAAGCUGAAGUUAGAUCCUUGACCUCACUAUAUUCUAAUGUGGGAAGAAAUGCUGAUGCAUUAGCACUUUAUUUUGGAGAAGACCCAGCACGUUGUCCAUUUGAGCAAGUGGUCAUUACACUCCAAAACUUUGUGAGAUUGUUCGUACGUUCCCAUGAUGAGAACUGCAAACAAUUGGAUCUAGAAAAGAAGAAAGCACUGAAGGAAGCAGAAGCAGAGAAAACCAAGAAGGAGCCAGAAAACGCACAGAAAACUAAGGAACCAGGAAAUGACAAAGCUAAGCACAACAAUUCAAUCAAAGAGUUGGAUAUCUCACUCCAAUCACCAGCGCAAACUGCCAGUGCCAAAUGAUAUAACUUCUCUUGACAGAUGAGCCAAACAACACUAGCUUUGCCAAUAAAGGAAACCUGUUCAUGGUGCCUGCUCCUAUCAGUCACCCUCUCUAGCUGAUGUCAGCUGGAUAUGUUGCGCUGGAUGAUGGAUUGAAGUGAACCAGCUGUGGCAAGAAAGUCGCAAAGUGAAUGGCCCAUUCAGCAUUCUGUCCUCUGCAGUUAUUCAUCUAACAGAGCGAUUGAUACUUAAGAAAUGUUCCUGGAGACAAGCUGUACAGUUCUAACAAAAUAAUAGAAAUGAUCAGAAGCACAUUUACAAUUUUGUUUAUUUGUUCCAAUCAUAUGUAGGUAAUGUUCGUUCUAACAGAAGAAUAAAAUUUAUCAGUAGAAUCGUGUUUAGGGGGACUAGCCUGUAGGUUUUGUUGUAAAAGGAAAAAACAAAUAAUGGCUGAUUGUAUUGUAUUUCUUGUCUCAUCGCCGAUUCUCUGAAAUGUUGCUUGCCCUAGCAGUACUUGGUAAUGCUGAAACCCAACGCUGUAUGGAAAGAUGAUAUGGAUGCAGAGAUUUCAAAGAGUUAAAGACCUGAGGCUUUGUUUGGUCUAGUACCAUACCAAAAGGUUGAUAGUGCCAAAACCUGGGCAUGUUUUAGCAUUACCUAUUUUUUUAAGAGUAAAGUAGUAUUUGGUUUGAUGCCAAUUAGAAGCUAAAACUUUGAUUAGAAUAUAUAAAGCAUCAAAUUGGAUAUUGGCAAUACCACCAUGUCUACUAUUCAAGCUACAUUUAUUGGUUGGGGACGUUUCGGCUUCAAUCCAAAACAUGGAGGGUUCUGGUAGUUGUUUUGUUAGGAUUGACCUAAUAUGCUAGUUGUAUGAUUGUAUGAUUAUAUAUUCUACUCCUAUAAACUGUUACAUGAACAUUUCUAAGACCAUUAAGUUUUAACUGUAAGGUUGAUCCACAAACACAAAUAAGCUUUGUUUGUUUCAUUGCAACUAAUUCUAGUAUACGUACUUUUGAAGGGUGUGUAUACGCUGGUUAGUUUCCUUCUUUACCUUUUAUACAGUUUGCAGGGCAAUUUGCAGCCUCCUAACGCGCGUUCAAGUAAUCCUUGAUUUUACUAAAUUUCUAUUAAAAUAAAAAGGGACCCGCUUAUAUAAGAACUAUGGGCAAUAAGAUUUUUAACAUAAUAAAAUAGGGUAAUACGUUUACAGUUUCACCACUAUACAGCUUCCACCUUUCUAUUUAUGAUAUCAUAGCUAUUGUUUCUAGCUUAUUAUUAUUACACAGAAGUAGGGGUGGGCUAAAAAUCCUAGAGAUCAAACUGAACCGAGCCUGGAGGGCAUCGACAGCCAUGCGCGAAUGCGGUGGCUGCACAGGGCCCUUGAUUUUUGGAGGCCCCCACCUCCGAGUGGGCAACAUGCCUGGCCUGCUAUGGUGCUACCGAGCGAGCGAAAGGGCGGCACCGCUCAUCGGGCAUGCCACAGCGGUGCAACCGCAGCGGCGAGCGACAGUGAGGCAAGCCUGCCGGCUGGGUGCUGGCCGUGGCUGGCUCUGCGGCCUCAGCCUCUUCAUCAUCUCUUCGCCGUCGACUCCUCCAUCUUGUCUGGUAAUAUCUUAUCGUCUUUGGCAUGGUCAUCUACUCAUAGCAUUUUCUUUUCAUUUCUUUUGUGAAGCCGUGUGUUUUCUCUGGUUGCAGUUGCAUAUAGUACGUGCCUGUCAAUCCAUUCGACCAAGUUGAUAUACGCUCCUUUGCAAUUAUUUACUGCGUACUACUUUUCUCACGUUGGUCAUCGAUUGGGCUGGAUAUAUAUUCGGUAUAUGAUAAUUUGAAUCAAAUUCGCAAUUACCAAUUUACCAUGAUUGUAGUUUUCAAAAUUAAAUUACAGUAUUUUGAAUGAUAGAUUAGAUUGAUCAUUGAACAUGACUGUCUUUUCUUUUGUUUACAAAAUAGGAAGACAUUUAUUUCCUCGACCCUCAGCAUGUCUUAUAGAAAUAAGAAGUAUAAUUCGGGUGCUGAAAAUGAUGUCUUGGACAAUAUUAAUUAUGAGGAUAUAAUUUAAGAUUUCAUCCAAUAAAACGCCAGAUGCUUUUCAGUAGAACAUGAUAUCAAUACUACCUUUUCUCUUUUAGCACUAAUAUUUGACAUAAAGUAUGCUUAAUUGUUUACACUAGCAUUAUUUUUUUAGAAUUUAGGGUCCAAUUUGCAUUUCGUUCUAGGGCUCCAAAUUCUUGGAGAUGCCCUGCCGAGCAAAUUCCGGUUUUUGGUUUGUAAGGCUAUAUGGUAGAUGUUAGGUUGGUUUCUUGAGGAUAUUUCAGGCUAGUUUGAUUGGAAAAUGUUGGUUCACGGGCGCCCGACGCGCGUGGCUAUCCAUCAGGCUGUGGCGCAGCCGUUGGAUGUCAUCCAACGCAUCGUACGGCUUUAAUCGCUCCCACGCCCGUGUCCUGUUGCAACCACCAGCCGGAAAUCACGGGAUUCCCGUUAUAGGGGAGGAGGAGAUCCGUUUCUUUUUUUUUUUCCAGUGGUUUGGACGUAAUGGAGCUUGGCGACCCCGUGAGCGACGGGUGAGAUCCGGCGGCGGUUUUUGGGCGAGGCGGCGCCAGCAACAGCCCUCUCUUCUCCGGCGCCGGCGUUGUUUCUCCCCCCGUGCUCGCUUUCCAUACAUUGCCGCCGUUGACGGGGGAGUAGCUAUGCCUAGUUUCGCCGGCGAAAACUAGGGUUUGGAGGAGCGCGAGGCUACAUCCCCUCCUCAUUUCUCAGGCUACUAGACCCAUCCUUGAAGAUUGUAGGCUUCCAUGUUUCACUUAAGUACUUCUGAGCUGCAAUGAAACCAAGGGGAGAAAUGAGCAAUGAAGUACUGGCUUGUUGGAUAGAAAUGUUUAAUGAAGAGUGUAGAGAAGAUAGCAAAAUGCAAUCAAACAUAAAAAAAUAUUUUUUAUAUGUCUUCUCUCCAAUCAUAUCGGUAUUUUUUUAA
This is a messenger RNA of Oryza sativa Japonica Group (Japanese rice), 7361 nucleotides long. The record is from RefSeq and is a predicted model, not a curated record. Lineage: Eukaryota; Viridiplantae; Streptophyta; Magnoliopsida; Poales; Poaceae.